Myotis brandtii (Brandt's bat) is the source of this 1091-nucleotide messenger RNA. RefSeq names its product regulator of G-protein signaling 13 (gene RGS13). NCBI's taxonomy places the organism in Eukaryota, Metazoa, Chordata, Mammalia, Chiroptera, Vespertilionidae. The transcript is spliced from 6 exons. The record is from RefSeq and is a predicted model, not a curated record. The coding region runs from base 218 to 697 and encodes 159 amino acids.
GGGAGCAGAGGCAGCAAGGCUCUUUCAUGCCUGGAAAAAUAAAAUGCUGGCUGUCUCCUGGCAUUUCAGAGCCUAAUCUCAAAAGGAUCAUGCGAAGAGGAAAUAGAGUUUAGCAUGGCAGACCGCUCUGCAGGGUACACUUGUCCAUGGAAUUUUCCCACAAAUCAUACCACCACCAUGAGAGAAAAAUGAUUAUUGUUGACUCAAAGCUCGAAAAAUGAGCAGGCGGACUUGCUGGGUGUGUACGAUGUGCAGAGAUGCGUCGAAGAGGCCCCCUUCAAACCUUACUUCGGAGGAAGUGUCACAGUGGGCCCAGUCUUUUGAGAAGCUGAUGGCGACAAAAUAUGGGCCGGUAGUCUACGCGGCAUACCUGAAGCUAGAGCACAGCGACGAGAAUAUCCAAUUCUGGAUGGCCUGUGAGACCUACAAGAAAAUCGCCUCGCGAUGGAGCAGAAUUUCUCGGGCGAAGAAGCUUUACAAGAUCUACAUCCAGCCACAGUCCCCUAGAGAGAUUAACAUUGACAGUUCGACAAGAGAAACCAUCAUCAGGAAUAUUCAAGAACCCACUCCAACGUGCUUUGAAGAGGCUCAAAAAAUCGUGUAUACGCACAUGGAGAGAGACUCAUACCCCAGGUUUCUCAAGUCGGAGAUGUACCAGAAACUUCUGAAGACUAUUCAGCCCAAUGACAAUUCCUGACGACCACUCAGAAGCUUAAAGUGAAGGCAGUCUAUUGAAAGUAUUGGCUUUGUUCUUCUAACUUACACACACACACACACACAAUGCAAAACAGAGUAGGAAUAAAGUACAAGGAAAGGAACUAUAAAUUGAGUUCUCGUUCCCGAAGGGAAACAGAUCUCUGAAGGGAUGGACUGGAGAACGCUGAUCACAUGACUAAUACAAUUUAUGGCAUACCUAAGUAGUGCUCUGAAAAAGGACAGUCUUUCUUCACAACGCCAAUCUUAUUAACGUUUUUACUGUGGUCAUCAACUGAUGGAAGUUUUCUUAUUAAUGAAAUUUUGUCACAAUAUACAGAUUGGUCCUUCAAAGGUUGUAGCUAUAUAAGUUGUGUCUCUAGCACAGUGGUUCUCAA